Messenger RNA from Paecilomyces variotii, 656 nucleotides. RefSeq lists its product as hypothetical. Lineage: Eukaryota; Fungi; Ascomycota; Eurotiomycetes; Eurotiales; Thermoascaceae. The transcript is spliced from 3 exons. The record is from RefSeq and is a predicted model, not a curated record. Bases 217 to 447 code for a protein of 76 amino acids.
UGAUAACAUGGAAUGACGUAUAUACUACAUUCGAAGAAUAUAGAAUAGUUCUAGUUAACGUCAUAUAGUACUAUGCUAAUUGAUGUAGUCUACGGAAAGCGGAUAUAUAUUGACCUUUUGUCCUCCCCGUCGAGCAUAGCAUCUUUAGAUCUUUCAUUCUAUCACACGAACUACGAGAACCAUCUUGAAAUUGCAUCUUGAGAUAACCCUGCAAACAUGGCACCUGCAUACAAAGUCGGCGAUACUGUGCGAUACAAGCCUGUUGGAGGACCGGACUCCAAUACUUCCGAAAGUGUCGGCACCAUCAAGUCUGUCCUAACUGAGCCGGGUAACCAGGCCGGUCGGAACGUCGAUGCUAGUGAGGACGAUCCGAGAUAUGAGAUCGAAAAUAACAAUACCGGGAAGACAAGCACGAUUUACGAAAGUAACAUUCUAGGGAAGGCUUAGGCGAAUGAUUAGUUGAGAUCUGUCUUUGGUUGAAACGGACACGCCGAAUAGUUGAUAUGUCAAUACAAUAAUCACCAAGGACGAUCUUCUUCAAAAGAGUUUCCAGUCCAGAGCGUCUGUAUAUAGUAUGUCCAUAAUGCAGACUCCGUAAAUUGCAAAACGUGCGGUAUACUAGGUCUAGCUGUAUCCAGUAAUAGCUUAUAAGACAG